CUUCUGACUAUCUUCUUUGCAUCUAAUGGGUUUCUCGUUUCCUUUUCAUCUCAAGGAUCUGAUGAACUUUCACUAACUGAAACUUUCCUUUUUUAUUUUUUUUCCUCGAGAUUUGUGUUUUGAUCUUGUUUGUCUCAGUGAAAGCUAUAGCUUAGCACUACACUGAACCUUAUUCACAUGCUGUAGAGAGUUUACACAAACACAAACACACACACACAAGGAGACAUGGUAUCAAGAUCCUAUUCCAACCUCUUGGAUCUCGCUUCAGGCAACUUCCACUCCUUCUCCCGGGAAAAGAAGAGGUUCCCAAGAGUAGCAACCGUCACAGGCGUCUUAUCCGAGCUAGACGACGACGCCAACAGCAACAGCGUCUGCUCCGACGCUCCAUCCUCCAUCGCGCAAGACCGAAUCAUCAUCGUUGGAAACCAGCUCCCCAUCAAAUCCCAUCGCAACCCAUCCGGUAAACUCACCUUCACCUGGGACAACGACUCCCUCCUCUUGCAGCUCAAAGACGGCAUGCGCGAAGACAUGGAAGUCGUCUACAUCGGCUGCCUCAAAGACCAAGUAGACCCAUCCGAGCAAGACGACGUCUCCCAAAGACUCCUCGAGAAUUUCAAAUGCGUCCCUGCUUACAUCCCGCCUGAGAUAUUCACCAAGUACUACCACGGCUUCUGCAAGCAGCAUCUAUGGCCCUUGUUUCACUACAUGCUUCCUCUAAACCCUGAUCUCGGAGGCAGGUUCGACCGCUCCUUAUGGCAAGCGUACCUCUCCGUUAACAAGAUCUUCGCUGACAAAGUCAUGGAAGUGAUUAACCCUGACGAUGACUUCGUUUGGGUUCAUGACUACCACUUGAUGGUUCUGCCUACUUUCUUGCGGAAGAGGUUUAACAGAGUGAAGCUAGGGUUCUUCCUCCACAGCCCCUUCCCUUCUUCAGAGAUUUACCGAACUCUCCCUGUCAGAAACGAGCUCUUACGCGCCCUACUCAACGCUGAUCUGAUUGGCUUUCACACCUUUGACUACGCGAGGCACUUCCUCUCUUGCUGCAGCAGGAUGCUAGGCUUGUCCUACCAGUCCAAAAGAGGAACCAUAGGGCUUGAGUACUACGGCAGAACGGUCAGCAUCAAGAUCCUCCCCGUCGGGAUCCACACCAGCCAGCUUCAGUCGAUUCUAAACCUCCCCGAGACUCAGACCAAAGUCGCUGACCUUAGAGACCAGUUCUCGGACCAGAAGGUCCUCCUCGGCGUCGACGACAUGGACAUCUUCAAAGGAAUCAGCCUCAAGCUCCUGGCUAUGGAGCAGCUUCUCCAGCAGCAUCCGGAGAAGCGAGGACGAGUUGUACUCGUCCAGAUCGCCAACCCCGCGAGAGGCCGCGGGAAAGACGUCCAGGAGGUUCGGUCCGAAACCCUAGCCACCGUUAAACGGAUCAACGACACGUUCGGAAGGCCAGGGUACCAGCCUGUGUUUCUCAUCGAUGAACCGCUUCAGUUCUACGAGAGGAUCGCUUACUACGUGAUCGCAGAGUGUUGUCUUGUCACCGCAGUGAGAGACGGUAUGAAUCUUAUCCCUUAUGAGUAUAUCAUCUGCAGACAAGCUAACCCCAAGCUCAACGAGACGUUAGGACUCGACCCUUGCGCUGCGAAGAAGAGCAUGCUUGUAGUCUCCGAGUUCAUCGGUUGCUCUCCUUCUCUAAGCGGCGCCAUUAGAGUGAACCCGUGGAACAUCGACGCGGUCACCGAGGCUAUGGACUACGCGUUGACAGUUUCGGAAGCGGAGAAGCAAAUGCGUCACGAGAAGCAUCACAAGUACGUGAGCACCCAUGAUGUUGCCUACUGGUCGCGCAGCUUUAUACAGGAUCUCGAGAGGGCGUGCGCGGAGCACGUGAGGAAGAGGUGCUGGGGGAUAGGGUUCGGGUUAGGGUUUAGGGUUGUGGCGCUUGAUCCGAGUUUUAAGAAGCUUUCUAUUGAGCACAUUGUCUCGGCUUAUAAGAGGACCAAGAAGAGAGCUAUUCUUGUGGAUUACGAUGGCACGAUGGUGCAGCCUGGGUCCAUUAGGACGACGCCUAGCAUCCAAACGAUCGAGACCUUGAACAAGCUGUCGAGUGACCCCAAGAAUAUCGUUUAUCUCAUCAGCGGGAAAGAUCGAAAGACGCUAACCGAAUGGUUUUCCUCUUGUGGUGAUCUUGGUUUGGCCGCAGAGCAUGGAUACUUUAUAAGGCCAAAUGAUGGAACAGAGUGGGAAACAUCGAGUUUAGUGUCGGCUUUUGAGUGGAAACAAAUAGCAGAGCCAGUGAUGAGACUCUACACUGAGACGACAGAUGGAUCAACAAUAGAGACUAAAGAGACUGCUCUCGUUUGGAACUACGAGUUUGCUGAUCCUGACUUCGGAUCUUGUCAAGCUAAAGAGCUUAUGGAACACUUAGAAAGCGUGCUCACGAAUGAUCCAGUCUCUGUCAAAACCGGACAACAACUCGUUGAAGUUAAACCACAGGGUGUGAACAAAGGUCUUGUGGCAGAGAGGCUUCUAACGACGAUGCAGGAACAAGGGAAGCUGUUGGAUUUCAUUCUAUGCGUGGGAGAUGAUCGGUCUGAUGAGGAUAUGUUUGAGGUGAUAAUGGGUGCUAAAGAUGGUCCUGCUUUAUCUCCAGUGGCUGAGAUCUUCGCUUGCACCGUUGGUCAAAAGCCAAGCAAAGCUAAGUACUACUUAGACGACACUGCAGAGAUCAUCAGAAUGCUUGAAGGUCUAGCCACCUCUGAUCAAACCUCUUCAACCGUGGAUGUUCCAACAAAAGAUAUCUUCUAAGGAUUUGUUAAACGUGAGCUUAAUUAAGAGUUUGUUGUUAUGACUUGUGUGUAUGGUUUUCAAGUUUAGGAAUGUAUUUUCUUUACUGUGUUGGAUUAACGCAAGUGACAAAACACAUGAUUAAGAUUAAGGUAAGCAACUC
Brassica oleracea var. oleracea is the source of this 2941-nucleotide messenger RNA. RefSeq names its product alpha,alpha-trehalose-phosphate synthase [UDP-forming] 5. Gene Ontology annotation, molecular function: catalytic activity. Gene Ontology annotation, cellular component: cytosol. Lineage: Eukaryota; Viridiplantae; Streptophyta; Magnoliopsida; Brassicales; Brassicaceae. The transcript has 4 exons. The record is from RefSeq and is a predicted model, not a curated record. Gene Ontology annotation, biological process: trehalose biosynthetic process. Bases 226 to 2799 code for a protein of 857 amino acids.